This is a messenger RNA of Canis lupus familiaris (dog), 6595 nucleotides long. It is a transcript of the gene RBM20, whose product is annotated as RNA binding motif protein 20. The record is from RefSeq and is a predicted model, not a curated record. Gene Ontology annotation, biological process: regulation of RNA splicing. Bases 147 to 3731 code for a protein of 1194 amino acids. The transcript is spliced from 14 exons. Gene Ontology annotation, cellular component: nucleus. Gene Ontology annotation, molecular function: zinc ion binding; mRNA binding. Lineage: Eukaryota; Metazoa; Chordata; Mammalia; Carnivora; Canidae.
CUGGGGCCGCUCUUUCUCGCUCGCUCCCUCGCCUGCUUUCCCCCUCCUCUACCCCGUCCCGGACUCCAGAGAGUCCAAGUGGACGCUUGUCGUGAUUGGCAAGCAGAAAGCCGGUAGAACGUCCCUGGAAUUUUCUAGGGAGGCACAUGCGCGACACCCAAAAUGACUCCCGGCUUCGCUGGCCUCAGGUGAGCGCUCAAUGCCAGGCGCCUUGGUCUUUUCCAGAAAGUGCCGCCAAGCUCCUGGACAAGAACCCCUUCUCCGUCAGUAACCCGAACCCUCUGCUUCCUUCGCCUGCCAGUCUCCAACUGGCUCAACUGCAAGCCCAGCUCACCCUCCACCGGCUGAAGCUGGCACAGACAGCUGUCACCAACAACACCGCAGCCGCCACAGUCCUGAACCAAGUCCUCUCCAAAGUGGCCAUGUCCCAGCCUCUCUUCAACCAGCUGAGGCAUCCAUCUGUGAUCGGCACUCCCCACAGCCAUACUGGGGUGCCCCAACAUGCUGCGACCAUGCCCAGUGCCCAGUUUCCCUCCAAUGCAAUUGGCUUCUCACCCCCUGGCCAGACACGAGCCCCAGGACCCUCUGUGAGCCUUCCCAGCCAAACCCCCAAUGCUGUGGUGAUGCAUCCUUUCAGCGGGGUCAUGCCUCAGACCCCUGCCCAGCCAGCAGUCAUCUUGGGCAUUGGCAAGACUGGGCCCGCUUCUGCUGCAGCAGGAUUCUAUGAGUAUGGCAAAGCCAACUCCAGCCAGGCAUAUGGCUCUGAAACAGACAGUCAGCCCAGCUUCCUGCCAGCCACAGCCUCUACCACAGGCAGUGUGACCUAUGAAGGGCACUAUAGCCACUCAGGUCAGGAUGGCCAAGCAGCCUUUCCCAAGGACUUCUACGGACCCAACUCCCAAGGGUCGCAUGUGGCAGGUGGAUUUGCGGCUGAGCAGGCCGGGGGCAUGAAAGGCGAGGUAGGUCCACUGCUGCAAGGUGCAAACAGCCAAUGGGAGAGCCCCCACGGAUUCUCUGGCCAGAGCAAGCCCGACCUUACAGCAGGCCCUAACCUGUGGCCUCCACCCCCCGGCCAGCCCUAUGAGCUGUAUGACCCCGAGGAGCCCACCCCAGACAGGACCCCUCCUUCCUUUGGGGGUCGACUAAACAACAGCAAACAGGGUUUCAGCAGUGCCCGGCGGCGGGCCAAGGAGGAGCAGGCUGUGCUGUCUGUGCGGCCCCUGCAGGCUCACGAGCUGAAUGACUUUCACGGUGUGGCCCCCCUUCACCUGCCACACAUCUGUAGCAUCUGCGACAAGAAGGUGUUUGAUUUGAAGGACUGGGAGCUGCAUGUGAAAGGGAAACUACAUGCUCAGAAAUGCCUGGUCUUCUCUGAAAACGCUGGUAUCCGGUGUAUACUCGGUUCGGCAGAGGGAACGCUGUGUGCCUCUCCCAACAGCACAGCUGUUUAUAACCCUGCUGGGAACUCUGAAGAUUAUGCCUCAAAUCUUGGAUCAUCAUAUGCGGCCAUUCCAGCAAGGUCAUUUGCUCAGUCAAAUCCCGCAUUUCCUUCGGCUUCCCCUGGGACAAAUUUUGCACAGCGGAGACCGGGUGCUGGCCGAGUGGUACACAUCUGUAACCUCCCCGAAGGAAGCUGCACGGAGAAUGACGUCAUUAACCUGGGGCUGCCCUUUGGAAAGGUCACUAAUUACAUCCUCAUGAAGUCUACUAAUCAGGCCUUUUUAGAGAUGGCUUACACAGAAGCUGCCCAGGCCAUGGUCCAGUAUUACCAAGAAAAGUCUGCUGUGAUCAAUGGUGAGAAGUUGCUCAUUCGGAUGUCCAAGAGAUACAAGGAAUUACAGCUGAAGAAACCUGGAAAAACUGUGGCUGCCAUCAUCCAGGACAUGCAUUCCCAGAGGGAGAGGGACAUGUUCCGAGAAGCAGACAGGUAUGGCCCAGAAAGGCCACGGUCUCGCAGCCCAGUGAGCCGGUCACUGUCCCCGAGGUCCCACACUCCGAGCUUCACCUCCUGCAGCUCUUCCCACAGCCCUCUGGGCCCCACCCGGGCCGACUGGGGCAACAGCCGGGACUCAUGGGAGCACUCGCCCUAUGCCAGGAGGGAGGAGGAGCGAGACCCGGGGCCCUGGAGGGAGAACGGGGAGGACAAGAGGGACAGGGCAGACCUGUGGCCACAUGAUCGCAAACACUACCCCUGGCAACUGGACAAAGCCGAGCUAGAUGAGCGGCUGGAAGGAGGGAGGGGCCACCGAGAAAAGCACCUGAGGCCCGGGUCCCCCGGUCCUCCCCACUCUGCGUCGGGCUACAAGAGCCGAGAGGAUGGCUACUACCGGAAGGAGCCCAAAGGCAAAUCGGACAAGUAUGUAAAGCAACAGCAGGAUGCUCCUGGGAGGUCCAGGAGGAAAGAAGAGGCCAGGCUGCGGGAAAGCAGACACCCCCACCCCGAGGACUCAGGCAAGGAAGACGGGCUGGAGCCGAAGGUCCCUAGCACCCCUGAGAGCACCAAGUCUAAGCAAAAUGAGAAAAACAGAACCAAGAGACCUGAUAGAGACCAAGAAGGAGCUGAUGACAGAAAAGAAAGCAGGAUGGCGGGGAAUGAGGCUGGAAAAGAGGAGCAAGAGGGCAUGAAAGAAAGCACCUCAUCACCAGGCAGGAAGGAGAAAGAAACGGAGUUCUCGGAUGCAGAAGACACAAGGACAAAGAAGGAGCAAGAGUGGGAGAGUGGAAGUGAGGCAGAAGGAGAGAGCUGGUAUCCCACCAACAUGGAGGAGCUGGUUACAGUGGAUGAGGUUGGAGAGGAGGAAGAUUUUAUUAUGGAACCUGACAUCCCAGAACUGGAAGAAAUUGUGCCCAUUGAUCAGAAGGUCAAAAUCUGCCCAGAAAUAUGUCCCUGUGUGACAACCACCUUGGACCUGGACGUAGCCAAGGAUUUCACCAAUGAGGGAGUGAAGCCAGUAGGGAAUGGGGCUACAGAAAUCAACCCCAAGUCGCCCAAAGACCUGCCUUCUGCUUCCACGAGCUGUCCCAGUGACAUGGACGUGGAAAUGCCUGGCCUAAAUCUGGACGCUGAGCGGAAGCCAGCUGAACGGAAGACAGGCCUCUCACUGGAGGGUUCAGAUUGCUACGAGAAGCAGGCAGAGGGUGGGGAGAGCUCCGAUGUUCGUCUGGCCCCUCCACUCCAGCAAAUGUCUUCCCCCAAGCCAGCAGAGGAGGGGGCCCGGCAGCCUAGCCCACCUCUCGAUGACUGCAAGGCCAGGGGGACCCCCGAAGAUGGGGCUUGUGAAGGCAGCCCCCAGGAGGGGAAAGCCAGCCCUCGCCCGGAAACCGACCUCCAAAGCCAGGCUUGCCAAGGAGUGUCGACCCAGGACAACUCCAAGUAUGUGGAAAUGAAAUCUCUGGAUGUGAGGUCACCAGAAUACACGGAAGUGGAGCUGAAACAGCCCCUGUCUUUGCCUUCCUGGGAACCAGAGGAUGUGUUCAGUGAGCUUAGCAUUCCUCUAGGGGUGGAGUUCGUGGUGCCCAGGACUGGGUUUUACUGCAAGCUCUGUGGGCUGUUCUACACGAGCGAGGAGAUGGCGAAGAUAAACCACUGUCGCAGCACCGUCCACUAUAGGAACUUACAGAAGUACUUGUCCCAGCUGGCCGAGGAGGGCCUGAGGGAGACCGAGGGGCCUGGCAGCCCCAGGCCCGAGGAGGGCGGAAUCGUGCCACACUUUGAGAGGAAGAAGCCCUGAUGUCCCUGUGGCUGCUGGAAGCCGGGAGAGGAGGGCCUUCGAGGUGGGGCCUUCCUGACCUCCGGGACGGGAACUAACGCCAGAGAGGAAGGAAAACCCGGCUGCCCGUGUCGCCCUGGCUUGUUCUCGGAGACUCAAGAAAACACCCUUGAAGCGUCUCCCCCGUGAAGCUGUCACCAGAUGUGUCCAGCAGCUGAGGGUCACCCUCUCUCUCCCCAUUGAUUCUCGUUUCCUUCAAUCUACUUCUGUCUUCUUUCCCCUCCCUCCCUCUCUCCCACCUUCUGUGCCAAGGGUCAUUUAUUUUUCAUAAAAUCCAACUUCUCAGGGAUUUUCAGUGUUCAAAUUCUUGACGGGAUAGGACAGGUCAGGCCAGCCUGAUCGACCAAGGAGGAGAUCUCACGGAGGCUCCUGGGUCAGGCACCACUUCGGGGGCCUGGCAUCCCGAGUGUGGGGAGCUGAUCGGGUCCUGCGGGCCUGGAGAGGGGGCACCCGGGACCACCAGCUGGCAGAGGCUGGGGGUUCCUUCAUCGGGACCAUCUUUUUGAAAAGCCCCCAUUUUUAAUAACUCUUUCAUCCUCUCAGUUAUUCUAGAAGUUCACCAGAUUCAUGCCUUAAAAGUAAUGAAUUUCACAGAGGAGGAAAAGAGUUUUCAUUUUGGAAGCUCUGUUACCAAAGUUUAUUUCCACCCUCCAAACUUAUUUCCAUCCUCAGGAUUUCAGGAGGUGCCAUGGUUUGUUCUGUUCUGGACAAUGAAUUUGAUAUAGAUUCACUUCAAUUAAAAAUGAAAACAGUAGCAUCUUCUCCCUUCACCCAAAACAGUAGUUGGUACGGGCUUGGGUCGAAUGUUGGCCUCCCAGCCCCGUGUGGCGUUGGCUCAAGAGACACCAGAUCAGGGAAAUGGAAUGUCCUGGACUCACUCUUGGUACCUGGGCUUGGGCUCCCAGCAGCCUCUCAGUGGGAUGGUUUUUAAAACUAUCUCUCAGCGGGGGAAGAAGCUAAGGAAAGAGCAAGGCUGCAGGAGUGAAGAGCAGCAUCCGAGGCUUGCCAGGUUGUAGGUGGGCAGGACGUCAAGGGCAUUUCAGAGCGCCCCAUGUGCAGACUUUGAUGUUCAAUAUCAUGAGGAACCGAACUCUUUUUCCUCUAGGGUUUUCUGAUACUGGAGGUCAGUGCCUUCAGGCCCCAGACUAGGGAGUCUGAUGUUCCUUUGGGAGCAUGUGGGGCAGAGGUUCUGGGGGAGAUGAGGCAUGAGGCUGGGUCACAGCCCGGAGAAGACCUCAACAAGAUCAGAGGGGAGCUUGUGCUGCUUCCUCAAGCCCAGCUACCUCCCUGGCCCAGCCCUUGGAAGGCUGUUCCUGUGUUUCUGUACCUGACCGCAGAUAGACUGGGAAGGGAUUGUUUGUUUUAUAUUAGUUUUUGCAUUUUUUAUAGUAGAUAAGAUUUUUUAAUGGUUAGAUGUGUAUACGGCACACUCUGUCCUCUGCACUAAUGGCCAAAGAAUAGAGAAAUUAUUGAGUUCGACACUGACAUUUUAUCAGUGCAUCUGAGGUGCAGAGAAGAAGGAAGUAUAGAACAUAAAAUGAUCCUGUGUAAACCUCGAGGCACAUGGUCCCUGGUGCAGAGGGAAUUACAGGGAACCUGUGAAAGAGAACAGCCAAGGCAAACCCCAGAGACUGACCGACCAGCCUGGGCGCCAUCAGAGGCUGGAGGAAGUGGGAAGCCUGACCAGGGCAUGAGGUCAUCUGGGGGCCUCGGGAAGGUUGGUGUCUCAAAGAGAAUAGGCUCUGAAGAUGGUGGCUCAACUCAAGCUGCCUCCACCAGUUCUUCCCUGGUGUUCUGGAGACCGGCCUCCUCCAUUUCUGGGAAAACCUCUGGCCCUAUUUGUCUUUCUUCCCACUCAGGGAAUGUCCAGGGCCAGUUCCCUGGGAACCUUGCUGGGAAGAGCCUACCACCUCCAUCACAGGCUGGAACUGAGCAUUUUCAGAGAGGCUGGCAGUCUUUUUUCCCAGCAAAGUAAAAGACAACCCCACCAGCUCAUCCCCCCCACCCCCAAGCACUGUUUCCAUGGAAAUCAGGAUGGGCUGUUCAAACAGCCUCAUUCCCAAGUAACGCAAUGGCUCCCUUGCUGAUAGACUGACCUUCUCCAUAUCGGAAAGCUGGCGAGAACCCCUGGGAGGGAUUGAGGAAAGGCUGCAUUCAAUCAGAACCUUCACUUUAAAAAUCAUCUGAGAUUCUGUAUCUGUGUAUAUAUAUGUAUUUAUUUCUAUUUAUUUUUAUACAAUUCCAUUGGCAUGGUCCUUCACCCACUCUAUAAUUUGCACUUUUUAUUCCUACAUGUGUCAUACACAAUUCAAGAUUACAGGCAACCAGGAAAAUACUGAUUUAUUUUUAAAGCUUUUCUUCAGUGUUUGUCAACCAUUUCAAAGUGUCUCCCCAAAAAGCUUGUUCAAGAGCAUCUGCUACCUUGAACAACAGAUUCAUUUGUAUCCUGGGUUAAGGUAACAGAAGACCUAGGUAAUUCUCUUUUCAUCAUAAGACACCUGAAAUAAAGUAUAUCCAGGCAGUGUUCCCAAAGAAUUUGGUAGAUUUGAUGUUGGUGUGAACACAGCCUUUACUGCCCUUUCUUGGACAGUCUGAGACUGUGGUGUGUUAGAUUGUACCCAAACUGGACCAGAGUUUGCUUUUUGAGCUUAUGAGAAGAAGAAAAACACUAGGUAAUUUAAGUUUGAACUUGUAAAGUAUUGGAAUUUGUUGAGUGUCGUAUAAAUCGUCAUCACUUUUCCUGAUCUGUAUAACUGACCGCAAGUGUUUGUUUUUACAAAAGGAAGAAAAAAAAAGAUUUUUAAUAAAGAGAAUUUGAAAGCUUG